AUGGAAUAAAAUAAUUAUUUUACAGAUCUAGAAAAUUUACUAACCUCAUAAUUGCAGUUUCAUACUGAUCUUAAUAUUGAAUUCAUCUCAAAAAACUUAGGUCCUCAGCAAGCAUCAGAUUUAGGCUCCUAAUUGGCAAUAUGCUCUAAUCUUUAAAAAUUAAUUCUUAAUAUUAGCUAUAACAAUAUUUGCGAUUAAGGUUUAUCAGAUUUAUGCACAAACUUAACGAAAUGUACUAGCCUCUAGAAUUUGAUUCUUAAUUUAGGGAGAAAUGAUAUUAGUCAUUAAGGAGUGUCAUAGCUAGGUGCUCUAUUAGCAAGAUGUGUCAACCUCUCUACUUUGAAAAUUGAUUUUCAGCAAAAUAAAAUUGGUCCUCAAGGAGCUACAGAUUUAAGCUUAGGUUUAUAGAAGUGUAUAAACCUUUCAACAUUAGAAAUUUAUUUCAACUACAAUUUAAUUGGUGACAUUGGAGCUACAAGUUUAGGUUAAGCAUUGUCUAAAUUAGCAAAGCUCUCUUGUUUGAAACUUGAUUUUUAUGCAAAUAUUAUUAGCGAUGAGGGUGCUUCAAAUUUAGGCUCUGGAUUAUCAAAGUGCUAUGAUCUUGCUACAUUGACUCUUAAUUUCUAUUCAAAUGCUAUAAAUUAACUAGGCGCAUUUGGUUUAGGUUCUGGUAUAGCUAAACUCACUCAACUUUAAACUCUGAUAAUUGAUUUCUAAUGGAAUUAAAUGAGUAAUUAAGGUACAUCACUUUUUGGCUCUGAAUUGGCUAAAUGCACAAGUAUCUCAACUUUGAUCCUUAAUUUAGAAUCAAAUAAAAUUGGGGAUGAGGGUGCAUAAGGACUUGGUUCAGGAAUAGCAAAAUUAAUAAAUUUAUCAAAGCUGAAUCUCGAUCUCUACUCAAAUGAUAUUGGAGAUGAAGGCACAUCUGCUUUGGGUUUUGGAUUUGCUAAAUGCACUAACUUAUAAUCUUUAACUCUAAUUUUAGGCUGGAAUCAAAUUAGAAAUUAAGGUGCCUUAGAUUUAGGUUUAGGUUUAACUUGCUGCUCAAAUCUGUUAUUUUUGGAUCUAAAUAUGAGGGCUAAUUAAAAUAAGUUAACGUGUUUAAGAAAACUCUACUUUAAAAUCUUAAAAAUUAAUAAGCUAAUUAAAUUUGAAUUUUGCAAUGAUGAAUUUGAAGAAAAUGAAGAAGAAUUUGAAGAAGAUGACAAUGGGUUUGAAGAAAAUGAUGAUAUUUUGCAAUAAUUUAUUUAAAAUGAAGAUUUUUCAGAUGAAAAUGAUGAAGUAUAAGGCUAAGAACCUGAUUAUUGA
Tetrahymena thermophila SB210 is the source of this 1308-nucleotide messenger RNA. Its product is annotated as kinase domain protein, putative. Gene Ontology annotation, cellular component: nucleus; cytosol; perinuclear region of cytoplasm. Gene Ontology annotation, biological process: activation of GTPase activity; nucleocytoplasmic transport. The transcript has 14 exons. Gene Ontology annotation, molecular function: small GTPase binding; GTPase activator activity. The record is from RefSeq and is a predicted model, not a curated record. Lineage: Eukaryota; Ciliophora; Oligohymenophorea; Hymenostomatida; Tetrahymenidae.